Messenger RNA from Trichomycterus rosablanca, 2474 nucleotides. RefSeq names its product sodium- and chloride-dependent GABA transporter 2-like. Gene Ontology annotation, molecular function: gamma-aminobutyric acid:sodium:chloride symporter activity. The transcript has 15 exons. Gene Ontology annotation, cellular component: plasma membrane. The record is from RefSeq and is a predicted model, not a curated record. Gene Ontology annotation, biological process: sodium ion transmembrane transport. Bases 78 to 1796 code for a protein of 572 amino acids. Lineage: Eukaryota; Metazoa; Chordata; Actinopteri; Siluriformes; Trichomycteridae.
AUUGACACAGUUUUAAUGCGCAUUCAAACUCCAAGAGCGGCUCCAUAAACUUCUGAACGACUGCCUCCAUCAGUGAUAUGGAGAUGCAUUAUGUUCCAGAGGUGCAGUUCAAAUUGUCUUAUUCAGACUCAGGAGUUAUCAAGAAGCCCAGUACACAAAAGGAAAGAGGCCAGUGGUCAAGUAAAAUUGAAUUUCUCUUGGCUGUUGCUGGACAGAUCAUCGGCCUAGGAAAUGUGUGGAGGUUUCCAUACCUGUGUUACAAAAAUGGAGGAGGGGUGUUCUUUAUUCCAUAUCUGGUUUUCCUGUUUGCCUGUGGCAUUCCACUGUUCCUUCUGGAGAUAUCUUUGGGUCAGUACACCAGUCAGGGUAGCAUCACCUGUUGGAGAAGAAUCUGCCCUCUGUUUCAAGGACUGGGCUAUGGGUCUCAGGUGGUUGUUUUGUAUUCCAGCAUCUACUAUAUAAUUAUUCUUGCCUGGGCAUUCUUCUAUCUCUUUUCCUCAUUUACGUCUGAGCUACCAUGGGCUAGCUGCAGUAAUCCCUGGAACACAGAAACCUGUGUUGAAUUUGACAGGUUGGACAAGAACUUAAGCAUGCCAGAGAAUGUCACUUCACCUGUCAGAGAGUUCUGGGAGAGGAGAGUGCUAAAUAUCACAGGCAGUGUAUAUGAGAUGGGCAAUGUUAGGUGGGAGCUGGCUCUGUGUCUUCUCCUGGCCUGGAUCAUCUGCUACUUCUGUGUGUGGAAGGGAGUGAAAUCCACAGGCAAGGUGGUUUAUUUUACUGCUACCUUUCCUUAUGUGAUGUUGGCGAUUCUGCUGGUGCGCGGACUGACCCUGCCUGGGGCUGCAGACGGCAUCAUUUUUUACCUUUACCCAGAUCCUUCACGGCUUACAGACCCACAGGUGUGGAUGGAUGCUGGAACACAGAUUUUUUACUCCUACGCACUCUGCAUUGGCUGCCUUACUGCUCUGGGGAGCUACAAUAAGUACAACAACAACUGUUAUAAAGACUGUGUGUAUCUGUGCCUAUUAAACAGUGGGACAAGCUUUGUGGCUGGCUUUGCCAUUUUCUCAGUGCUGGGUUUCAUGGCCUAUGAACAAGGGGCAGACAUCUCAACAGUGGCAGAAUCAGGUCCAGGUUUGGCUUUUAUUGCAUACCCCAGAGCAGUCUCAAUGAUGCCUGUUCCACAACUUUGGGCCAUUUGUUUCUUCCUUAUGAUCAUUUUGCUGGGCCUGGACAGUGAGUUUGUGUGUUUGGAGGGACUGAUGACAGCCAUAACUGACAUGUAUCCUUCUUUCUUUCUCUUUGGUCAUCGCCGUAAAGUGUUUCUGCUGUUCAUCUGUAUUGUGAGUUUCCUCAUUGGCCUGGUCAUGGUAACUGAGGGCGGCUUGUAUAUCUUUCAGUUGUUUGAUUACUAUUCAUGCAGUGGGAUGGCACUUCUUCUGUUUGCCAUUUUGCAGUCAGUGUGUAUAGGGUGGGUGUAUGGUGCAAACCGCUUGUAUGAUAAUAUCGAGGACAUGAUUGGCUAUCGGCCAGUGUGCUUAAUAAAGUAUUGCUGGAAGUACAUCACUCCACUAGUCUGCACAGGCACGUUUGUUUUUUCUCUGGUGAAGUUCACGCCACUGAAGUUUAACAAUACAAUUGAAUACCCCUGGUGGGGCUACGCUAUUGGUUGGUGGUUCACUCUUUCUUCAACUCUAUUGGUUCCUCUUUGGAUGAUCUAUGCUCUUCUCACCACUAGUGGAUCAUUGAAACAGAGGUUACGUGUUCUCUGCACUCCUUCCAAUGAGCUUCCGUGACAGAGGUAAACCCUGUACAACUCAAAGCUCUUAAUGCAUUUUACUCUACACCGAUGGGAAGAUGUUGUUGAAGCACACAGGACUAAACCAUAGAUUUCAUACAAGUGCACUUUUACAUAGCCCUUUGGGCUUCUCUCGAAUGGCCAGUAAUGCAUCAGUAGCUAUAAACACAGUUAGAUUAGAAUUGGAGUUAAAGGGAUAGAAAUCUAAGCACAGAAGACCUACAUUAUUGAGACUACUUGAAAGAAGAAAGGGAUUGCAUUGCAAGUGGCGCAUUGGUGCUAGCUUUUAGGAUCAAAGGACAACAAACUAACUUCAAAAAAGAACUCAUAAAAGCAUUUCUGAAAUGACUAGCCUAAAAAAACUAACAGAUUUCAACAAAGAGGAAGGAAGAAGAAAGAAGUCAAAAGUCUGAGCAGCAUUCAGCAUUUUUAAAGUGUUUUGUUUCCUUUUUCCACCCACAUAACCGCCAGGUCAACAUGAACUGUAACUGGGCAGCUAGAAUACAAGGCACAAAAAUCUAGUGUUCCUUGUACUGCCAAAUGAACAGAUAACAAAUUACUUUAAACUUCAAACUAUACCACUUCAUAACCAUGCCAUAAUUGUCAUAAGAGAUGAUGCCAUGUUGUCAUAACAGGUUAUAUUCACUUUUAUUACAAAGUGACAUUUUGAUUUUAU